Messenger RNA from Guillardia theta CCMP2712, 1646 nucleotides. RefSeq lists its product as hypothetical. The record is from RefSeq and is a predicted model, not a curated record. Lineage: Eukaryota; Cryptophyceae; Pyrenomonadales; Geminigeraceae. The coding region runs from base 117 to 1646 and encodes 509 amino acids. The transcript has 10 exons.
GGGGAAGCACGAGAGUAGUUGGAGCAGGGUUAAAGCCCGUUCGAAAUUUUAAUGGCCAUAACUAUGGAGGAAACAGCAGCGGCGAAGAUGAUGCUGAGGGCGAAGAUGAAGGGGAUAUGGAAAAGGAGAUGGUUGAAAUCGAAGAACAAGGAGGAUUUUUGGAAGACCAGGAGUUUGAUGAUGGUAUGCAUGAUGCCGAUGAAACAAAAUCACCCGAAAGAGAUGAAAUUGAAGCUGCGACAAACAAGUCCAUUGCGUCCGUUGAAGUAGAUGAGAUUGCACUUGACUUGACCGAAGAAGAAGUGAAGUCAGAAGCUACACUCGCGACAUCAGAAUCAUCUGACAGACCGACGAUACUGCAAGAAACUACUGACUUUAUCCUCUCCAUUCCAAGUUUCCUCGUUGAUUCGCUUAUCGCUAGUUCAGCCGGUGGAAGGGAUAAACUUAGUUUCACCCAUGUCCCGAGCACAGAAGUUGAGCUUGCCAGGUUGGACGAAGGCAGUACUUCUGAUGAAUCGAGUGGGGAAGAGACGUCGGAAGAGGGAUCUGAAGGUAGCCUCUUGGAAGCCGGCGAGGAUUUCUUGACAGACUCUGAUGGGUCUGAAGAGAUUGCGAAGUUGGAAGCAGGCGAUGAACAGCAGACAAGGACGGAAACUGCAGGAUCGUCCCGGCGGGACACGACAAACAAAAACUUUCUUAAGUGUUUUUCUGCCACAGUGUGUGCCAUUAUAUUGAUUGUCGCGGUCAACUCUAUCCGUGGCUUGUCGAUCUGGGGCGACCCGCACCCGAUGAAGCACGAUCUCUCCUAUUAUGCGGCAAAAUAUGACAAGAAGCCUCAGAUCCCUCCGAACAGGCAGGCGGACUGCGCGUACACCAACGCUGUCGAUGUCUCUUUCAUUGUGAUCGCACCUGGCAGCGUCACAAAUUCCUCGAUCAUAUUGAUUCAGAAACAAUUGGACGUGUUGGCGUCCUUUCCCUGGAAAGCCAGCGAGGACUAUGAAACAAGGUUCCUACAGGUCCCCAUGUACUUGAUAAAUAGGGGUAGGCGCUUUAUUCUUCUCACCGAGGGAUCUCUUCUCAGCCUGGCUAAUCUGUUCGAGAUCUCCGGUACGGCUGAAGAAUAUCGUAAACGAGUGUACGAGAUCAACCAUACAGCUUUCAUCGUUCCUUCUCAACGAUUUAAUUGUGGAAAGAUCAUUCAAAACGAUUCGAUACCAGUAGGCCUAUGCUCGAUGUCAGCCCAGCAAAACCAAGAUAUUGCACGUUUGUUCCCAGUGGUCCUUCCUCAAGGAGUGUUGGUCGUUACAUGUCCCAGCAUCUUUAGAAUACGGGGAUACACUGAGACGCCCCUUGACGGUGGAUUGGACAAGGAGAUGAUUUGUAGAUUAAGGUACAUGUAUGAUAUACGAGUUAAGAAGCUUGAUGGAGCCUGUGGUUUUGUUGACUUGAACAUUGGAAGGCAAAACAAUGCGAUUGGGGAAUUGCAAUCAUCGGAGAAUUACACUUUCAGCAAUGCGAUGUGUGACCUUCUCAUGAACGGAAAUCUUCUCGCAGCUUUCCAAAGGAUCUCGAAAGUCGUCACCAAGAAUUGGGGCUUCCCAGAUGUGGGCAUGUUCGAGCGGAAAUAUCGCAACAGGAUUCCUUGA